Messenger RNA from Symbiodinium sp. CCMP2592, 4017 nucleotides. Lineage: Eukaryota; Dinophyceae; Suessiales; Symbiodiniaceae. The record is from the annotation of a GenBank genome assembly.
AUGGAGGACGGCCCCAUGAAGAAGGCGGUCCUCAAGGUAGCAAAGCUCCGGAGCCUUUCAUUCGCCAUGAAGGCGUUUGCUCGGGAGCACUACUCCCUUCUAAAGAAGGGAAAGGAUGGCAUCAAAGAGCUUGAUGACCUUUGGGCUAAGGAAAAGGAUCCUAAGCCUUACUUCCCAAAGGCCAAGGCCAAGGCUGGCCAAUCUCUACCAUGCCCAUAUUUGCGUGAGGCCAUCUUCAACGGCAACUGCACUGACAGGGCUCAGCUGCUUCAGAUUCUGGGAUUCGGUCUUCGGAAUUUCUUCUUUGAGCUGAUCGGGGAUCAGGCGCUGCCAGUGGGAAUUCUCAUUGAAUUCACACUGGUAGCGGCUGAGGCACCGGCAACAGCGUCUGGGACAGUACCUGUUGAUUCUGGGGCUUUUCAGUUACCAUGGGCGGCUAUUCCACGCUUCAGUCCGGGGGUGACAGAUGUUACGGAGUAUAGUGGCAAGCUUCAGUUUUUGGCGGCGAUGUGGCCGCAAGAACACCUUCAUCUUCUAGCUCCGAGGGCGGCGCUGCUGUGUGAGGGUACGGCUUUCAAGAAGGUGUCGAAGAUUUCAGCAGACAAACUCAAGACCAAAGAUGAGUCGGGAAUCAAGCUUCUGGUUGCAACUCUUGGUGGUUCUUGGGGAAAGACUGCUUUGGAAGAAAAAUAUGAUACCUUUGAGAAAGCUAUCUACAGCACGGCGCAGAAGGCGGAUGAAACCAAUGACAGCUACCUGGCUAGGCAUGACGUUCAUUUUGAAGAAUUGCUGGCACAGGGAGUGACAAUGGAAGAAGUUCGAGCUUAUGUUCUCCUUAGACAAUCUCAGCUGUCAGCAGAGGAUCGUAAGAAGAUUGUGGUUGAGAUGGGAGGCAAGUUGGAGUACUCCAAGGUGGUUUCGGCUAUUCGUCUUUUGGGAUCGCGGUUCUUCGCAGACCUGCAGGGACAGCGCACGGCGAGGACCAAGACCUACGACGCCAACGUGAUCGAAGAGACCUCUCCGGACGAACCGGAGCGAGCCUAUCAGGCUACAGCGCAAGGCCUGGUGGACGAGGCUGAGCCGGAGCUUGACGGAGAGUUCAUCGAGGCCAUGGUUGCGGCAGAGGACCCUGACGCUUUGGUAGUUCAAGGGUUCGAGGAAGAAUUGGAAGGAUUCUUCCAGGAUACUCCAGAUCUGCAGGAGGCCUUGGUGAGCUACUUGGAAGCUCGACAGAAGCUUCUCUCCAAGAAACGAUCCCGAGGUUUCUGGCCAGUGAGUGCCGGGAAGGGCAACUUCAAGGGAUCUAAGGGUUCCAAGGGCCGUGGGAAAGGUGGCAAAGGUGGUCGAGACCAGCUUUUAGCCAGGAUCGCCCGCAGCCACUGCCGCAUCUGCGGGGCCAAGGGGCAUUGGAAAGCGGAAUGCCCGCAGAAGGGCAAGACUUCUGCCUCUGCCGAGGCGACUACCACGGUCGCCGAAGCCCUCACAGGUGAGACCGACACGGUGGCCACAGACCGUCGUGAUGCCGAUGAGGUGCUUGAGCAGGUUCCCGCCAAUGCCAUGAGCCUUGCCGAGGCUUACAUAUCCUGGGACACGGUAGAUAAGCAAGGGAUUACUGAUAGGCUUCAGCGGAUGGUUGCCAAUCUUCGCAAAGCUAAGCCUCAGAAUGCAAUCCCCUUCAGGCCGAAGCGUUGUGGGGCAAUCUCCUUGACUGAGCCUGUGCGCUUCAAGCGUGCCCAGGAUCAGGCUGAGCGUGUGGAUGUGCCCGCUCUUGCCUUGUUCAGCACAACGGCUACGGAUGCAAUCCUAGAUACGGGUGCUAGCCGAUGUGUGAUGGGAAAGAGCCUUGUCAAGAGUUUCCUCAACCAGCUGAGCGAGGCGAUCCGAGCCCAGGUUAAGAUAGUGAAAAGUUCCGUUCGGUUCAGAUUCGGUAACAAUCAGACUCUGCUUAGUGAUCGCCGAAUCCUGAUGCCUUUUCAGACGGCCGCCCGCCAGAUCCCCAUGGCUCCCAAGCGUGCCCCGGUGGUUCCGACCGAGAGUGUGCCCUCGAGCACGCCAGUGCUGAGCCUAAGUGCCCGGUUCAGCCGCCUGCAAGACCCUUCGGUCGCUUUUACGCUGGAAGAAGUGCAAACCAUGCCUUUAGACCAGCUCGGCGAGACCAAGAUCCUCUUCGGCAAGGCGAUGAAAGGACGUUCCUUCUCGGACGUCUACACGAACGAGCACGCAUGGGUUCACUGGAUCCUGGACCACAUGUCAACGAGCACCAAGAUGGAGCAUGUGGCCUUCAUCACCUUCGUGCGCCGCUCAGUGGAAGAGGCAGAGCAGACGGAAGCUGCUUUGCUUCAACCCUCGGGGUCCGGAGGGACGCCAGGCGCUUCGGCCAAAGCGGCUCCGAAGAGCCAAUGCCAUCUCUCUCUCGAGGGCGUAGCCUGGGAAACAUCCUGGGAUGUGGUGCACGAGCAAGAUCGCCCCGAUUCCGCACUGCAAGAGCAAGUGACCCUGUUGGGCGAACGCUUGUCGCAGAUGGCUUUUGCAAAGGCCGAGAAGGCCGCUUGGGACGUCUUUCAAGACCUAAUGGCCAAUCCGAGUUUGUCAGCCGAGAGCCUGAGCUACGAAGCUCAAUUGCGAGUGCUCAGAGACGAGGCCGCAGGCUACGACAAAGCCCUUGUUGACGGUGCUCUAGAGUAUCAGUGUGAUGGCCUACUCUCUGAGUCAAUCCUGUUGGCAUCCGAGACUGUGUUUGAGCCAGAACCAGAGAUACCGGAGCUUCUGUCAUUUACCACCUUAGAGGCUGCCGAGUUUGCCGAAGGACCGCCGCUUGCCGAGGAUAAUCUUCCUUACGUGCAUGUCCGUGUAAAGGAUCUAAGCCGGGAAGAGGUGGCCUUGUUUGACCAGGCCAAGCAGAAGGAGCUUCAGUGUAGAGCUACCGUGCUGCAAACAAUUGCCUCGUGCAAGUUUCCUCUGAGCUCCUUCGACAUUAAGACUGCUUUCCUCCGUGGGAAAGCUGACGAAGGAAACCCGUUGGCGAUGGAACCUCCUCCCGAGCUUAGAAAACUGCUGAACCUCCAGGAAGAUGAAGUGUGCCAACUUGUGGGGAAUGCGUACGGCAGGGUGGAUGCACCACUCCUGUUCUACAAAGAGCUAUGUAAGCAGUUAGGUAAGCUGGGUUUUGAGCCACAUCCCCUGGAACCGUGCGUGUUUGUCUUGAAGACCGGAAGUCGCCUACGGGGAAUCCUCGGAGUCCACGUCGAUGAUGGAGUGUGCGGAGGAGAUGCUUAUUUUCAUCAAAAGGUUGAGGAGCUGCAGCAGGUUCUCCCCUUCGGGUCACGUAAGCAUCAGAACUUCGUCUUUACGGGAAUACAACUUGAACAGUUUCCGGAUCACUCUAUCCGUGCAUCCCAGUCCGACUAUGUGCAUCGGAUUCCGUCCAUAGACAUUGGCCGUCUUCGGCGUCAAGACCUCGACGCCCCUGUAAAUGAGGAUGAGCGUACUAAGCUCCGUGGGCUUAUCGGAAGUCUUCAGUACGCUGUGACUCAUACCCGCCCCGAUGUCGCGGCACGCUUAGGUGAGGUCCAAUGCCAGACGACCACUGCCACCGUCCAAACCUUGCUUCUUGCCAACAAGGUGCUAAGGGAAGCUCAAGAACAUCACCAAGUAAGCAUUGUCUUUCGGGCCAUUCCCGUGGAACAGCUAACCUUUGUAGCCUUUGGAGACGCUUCCUUUGCAUCGUCCAAGAACUUGAACUCCCACCAGGGCGUUUUGAUCUGCGCAACAGAUGGUGAGGCCAUCUUCAACGGCAACUGCACUGACAGGGCUCAGCUGCUUCAGAUUCUGGGAUUCGGUCUUCGGAAUUUCUUCUUUGAGCUGAUCGGGGAUCAGGCUCUCACCGCCCAGUGCCUCGGUCCUGGAGGAGUCUUCGGUUCCAAGUCUGAGGUGCACUCCAUCCAUGGUGGCAAGUGGUGCUACGUCUGUGCGCACAACCAUCAGGUGUACCCACAGUACGUCAUCUUCCUGAGGUGA